This is a messenger RNA of Morus notabilis, 2345 nucleotides long. Its product is annotated as transcription factor TB1. NCBI's taxonomy places the organism in Eukaryota, Viridiplantae, Streptophyta, Magnoliopsida, Rosales, Moraceae. The transcript is spliced from 3 exons. Gene Ontology annotation, biological process: regulation of secondary shoot formation. Gene Ontology annotation, molecular function: sequence-specific DNA binding; DNA-binding transcription factor activity. The coding region runs from base 304 to 1914 and encodes 536 amino acids. The record is from RefSeq and is a predicted model, not a curated record. Gene Ontology annotation, cellular component: nucleus.
AAGAGAGCUGCUGUCCAGCCAGGUAGAAAAACAAAGAGAAAAGGAAAUGAUGAAUUGAAAAGGAUGGAAGUCUAGAUAGUUGGUCCUUUCUCUCUCUGAUCUCUCUCUCACAUACAAUAUUAUAUCUCUGGCUAGUAUAUAGUAGUAUACUAUUAACUAAACUUGGUCAAUGUCAAAGCCCCCCAACAGUAACCCCCUUCUUACCGUCACCAUGAGAAAGACUAGCUUUCUAGCUUAAUAUUUUUCAGUGUAAUUUCAAGCCCACCAGCCAACUAAUUACACACAAAGAAGAGAAAAACAAAAAUGUUCAACUUACCGUCAAACUCUUGGAAUGUGAACAACAAUGACCCCAUUAACUCCUUUUCUCAUGACCAAUAUUAUUCCCAUAAUUUCCAAAAGCCUUUUCCGAACCAACAAGAUCAAUACAAUUAUACCCUCAAUUCCAAACAAGAAGUGUCUCACCAUCUUGAUCAUCCAAAAUGUCAUUCUUGUACUGAUCAGCCUUUGUCUUUCCCCAACGCUUACACGUCUCCGUUUGAAGACCAAAACCUUUUGCCACAAAACAGUCAUGGCAUAAAUGUUUCGCAGCAGUUCUACUACUCACAACCCUCUUUUGUGAAAGAAUCGGCUGAGAAAACAAGUGAUGUACUACUUCCAUCUGAAACUUUUACUCCUACAAUCACCGGCAGCAAAUUAGUCAAGUCGGAUUCGGAUCGUUCGGGGGAAGAUCUCAGCGAAUCUGUUGCUCCUACUGACCAAUAUGAUCAGCCGCAGAUCUUAAGGAAGAGAAGCGGUGGCGGCUGCGGAGAUAGUGGCAACAACAAGAGCAAGAAAAGGAAAGACCGCCAUAGCAAGAUUCACACCGGUACAACCCGACCGAGGCACCGGAGAAUGAGGCUGUCCAUCGACGUUGCUCGUGAGUUUUUCGAUCUCCAAGAGCUCCUCGGAUUCGAGAGGGCUAGCAAGACCGUGGAGUGGCUGCUCAGAAAGGCAAGAUCAGAGAUUAAGAAACUUAAGGACUCAAACAACGAAGGUGGCUGCAGUAGUACUUGUCCGGAGAUGCAAACGCCUUCUCCGAAUUCCGAAAGCUGUGAAGGGGCUUCGGGUUUGGACGAGGUGGGGAUCAAUGGAGAAGAUCAAGGAGUUGCCGGUACUAGUAGUUCCAAGCCUUUGGUAAAAGGGAGAACGAAGUACAGCAGAUCAAACUCGAAAAGGGUUGCAAUAAAUCCGCGCGCAAAGGAGCUGAGGGAGAAAGCGAAGGAAAGGGCAAGGGAGAGGACAAGAGAGAAAAUGAGCAAAAGGGUCGAAAGAGUUGAGCCUGCGGUACAAAAUCAUCACGGCAGCGGCGGCGGGGUCGGCGGCGGUGGUUCGAGCACAAAAAUUGCAAAUCAUAACAAAGAUCAUGAUGAUCACGGCUUCAAGAUCAACCAACCUGCAAGCAACAAAUCUGAGGAGAAACAACAAACUGGAGACCAAUUACCAAACCAAAACAUGAUGGACAUUGACAUGAAUAACAAUAUUGUUACUCCCAACUCCUCCCUUGGGGCUGUGAUGCAGGUUUCUAGAUAUGAUCAACGUUAUGAGUUUUCGCAGGAAAUAUUACCGAUUUCGAAUCCAAAUGGCUGGAAUAUUGUCCAAGUAUCAAAUCAUGAUCAUAUUCUUGAAACAAGUACUACUAGCACUAGUAUAACUGCACCAAUUGUUGAUUAUGAGACAUAUUCUUAUUUGGUGAAUCAUUUGGAGAAGUGGAACAAUUCUUUGGUUGCUAAUUCUGUGAGCAACGUUGGUACUACUUCUGGUGCUACUGGAUUUGGAGUUCCCCAACUGCACCAGUUUAAUCUUUCCAACUUUCAAGUCUUUGGCAACGAAUUGGAGGGCUUCAACGCCACACCCAAAAUCUAUGCUGAUUACUAGAUUUAUCUUGAGAUCAUGUGGUUUAAUUGAAUUUCAUGCAAGCUACCUAUAUAUUCAAGCAUCAUGGGAGAAUUCAGGAAAAAAAAAAAAAAAAAAAAAAGGUAUCAUGGGAGAAGAGUAUAUUUUUAUGCAUGCUUUCCUCAUCUCAACAAAUGAACAGAAUUAUGUACAUAAGAAAUAUGCUGGGAUUGGCUGUGGAUGGAGGUUUCUAGAGUAUAUAUAGUUUUACAAAAGACUUGCCUAUAUAUAUCAGCGGCUGUUUGAUACAAGGAUGAAGGGAAAAAAAGAAAAGAAAAGAAAAGGUGUAAUGGACAUGUCUUUGUGGAGCAAAACUUGGUGAUGAGUGAUCAUAUUGAAUAAAGCACUCUUCAUCUUCGAAGGCAGUCUUGCCAUAAUUAGUAUUUUAAUUUCUUAGGUUGUUGAGUUUUUUU